Messenger RNA from Armigeres subalbatus, 975 nucleotides. RefSeq lists its product as uncharacterized. The record is from RefSeq and is a predicted model, not a curated record. NCBI's taxonomy places the organism in Eukaryota, Metazoa, Arthropoda, Insecta, Diptera, Culicidae. The transcript is spliced from 2 exons. Bases 1 to 975 code for a protein of 324 amino acids. Gene Ontology annotation, cellular component: nucleus. Gene Ontology annotation, molecular function: DNA binding.
AUGCCUCGCAAGUAUGUUCCGCGGCUGUGUGCAAGAAAUUAUGCCAACUACACGCAGGAAGCACUAGCUUCGGCAUUGAAAUCUGUAAAGCAAAACGGAAUGUCAAUCCGGCAAGCGUCCAAGCAUUACAAAAUUUCCUUCGGCACGCUGUAUAACAGAUGUAAAAAUUUGCAUACGAAGAGCGUCGGAACUCCAACCGUGCUAUCGAGUGCCCAGGAGAAGGAGCUCAGCGAGGUGAUAAAAGUUGCUGGUGAAUGGGGUUACCCUCUCCCCCCGGGUCGAGUGGCAAUAUUGGUGAAAAAAUUCCUCGAUGACAACCUCAUGAAAACCAGGUUUGUUGACAAUCGCCCCGGUCCAGAUUGGAUUGCGUCCUUUAUGAAGCGAACCAACUUGGCAGCCCGUUGCACUCAAAACAUUAAAAGGGCUCGUGCUAAGGUGUGCCCUAGAACUGUAAAAGAAUAUUUUGACAACCUGGCCCGGACGCUCCAUGGCAUUCCGAAGGAAAAUAUCAUAAACUACGAUGAGACAAACUUUACGGACGAUCCUGGAAGCCGAAGAGUGAUAUGUAGAAGAGGACAGAAGCACGUCGAACGCGUCUUAGACCACUCAAAAUCAUCAUAUUCCGUCAUGUUCGCUGGCACUGCAGAUGGAAAAACGCUUUCAACGUACGUAGUGUAUGCAGCUCUUCAUCUCUAUCCAACAUGGGUUCAAGGAGGACCUAAAGGUAGCCGCUACAAUCGAACGAAGUCAGGAUGGUUCGAUGAACGGACGUAUGAGGACUGGAUUUUGACAGUUUCUCUUCCGUACUGCAAGAAGAUACCGAAUGAUAAGCCACGAGUGUUGAUUGGAGACAAUGUUGCGUCCCACAUGUCUAUUCGAGCCAUCAAAAGCUGCAUGGAGAACAACAUUGGAUGUGGCGUAUUUUGGGCCGCUGAAAAAGGCAUGGAGGAGUACGUUGGAACAAUGGAAGAGUAG